CCCGUACACAGCAUGGUAAUAUGGUGGCAAGAGCAUCACUGGUGUGUGGCAGGCAGAGUCACCUCCAUCACCUGCAUCGCCUGGGCUGCGCUGAGUGAACGGGAGUUGUCUUGUGCUGAGUAUUCGCUCAGUCAAAUAGUGUUAUUGUGCUCUGUGUAUCUGUCGUAGUUUCCAUGGAUAUAAUUAGGAGCCAUUACUUUGGGAGCAACAGACGUAAGAGUUGCCCGAAACAAUUCCCUUUCAUUCUCUGCAGCCCAAGUGAUGCAAAAGGUCGGACCCCCAUGUAAUAGGAGGAGCUUCCCAAGACGUUGCUGUUGCUCGCUAUGCCCACGAGAUGGAGGUGAGGGUGCAGGCAGUGUGCGCACAUGCAAACGCCCUUACGCGGACGCUCUGCUGCACACAACUGCCUGCCACACACCAGUGAUGCUCUUGCCGCCAUAUUGCCAUGCUGUGUGGCUUCACUGCUAAACGAUGAUAGAGGCUGACCUUCCAAAACUGAGAAACAGCAGCCACCCUCCCCACUGUACCCCGUCCAUAUUGCACCUGUAUGGCCUUUCCCUUCAUCACAGCCAUGCAGAAAUUUGCUGUGUUGUGAGCAGCUUGUAAUUCAAACUGAAAAAACAAGACACUAACUAGGAGAACAUGAACCUCAGUGUUUCCAGUUUCCAUGGCUCAGGCCAUGUUUUCUGCCUCUGUCCCUUAGUGCUAAGCUCCGUUGCUCAAGAGGAGGUGGCUGAAGCUCCAAUGCUACAGGGAUAUCUGCGUCAGAGUGUUAAAUAUAUUCUUUUCAUCUUGGGCUCAUGCCUAAGCCCAUGGUUCCCUCAUCUGCAGAAGCUUUGUGUCUAUUUGACCAGAGGACCAAAGACCUUUCAGGCAGGCACGUUUCAGCACAGACAUGGACAUCCAUAAAACAGCUGUAGCUGCUGUGGGCGGAAGAUCUCUGUCCCCUUAGGAACAGGAAAAAUAGGCAGCACCUCAUUUCAGGCUGGGAGUUUCAAGGGUACAGAAGGCUAACGCUUUGGUGAUUAAAUUCCAUUCAUUCCAUUAAUUCCCAGAGAGGUACAUCUUACAUCUAAGGCAGGUAACUUUGCUGGUAUGACAGCAGGGUUAAUCACAUGGACAGCCUCUACCUGCCCACCUUCCCUGCCUGGAGAGGAGCAGGGACUGGCAAUACACUUUAGAGAAUAGGUCUUAGACUAUUUGGUACAAGAGAAGAACAGAGUAGGCUGGAAGGGAAAUGGGUUUUAAGAGGGUUUUAUUUGGCUUUUUAAUAUGCCAAGUACUCUUUAAGCAGUAGGAUAAGAAUAACCUUCCCCCCCAUUCUUAAUGAUAAAAUCCUCACUGUCGGAUCAGAGCCAGGCAUAAAAAUCACUCUGCUUAUACUUUGCAAGUUCUGCUACAGACCUUAUCUUCUCUUAGUAAUGUUCUGUGGAAGUCCGGAAAGCAAAAAACAAAUACUGAUAGCAUUUCCUUUACGCUGACCAAUUCACUGCACAGGAAGAAGCUUCUUCAUAUGAAUAACCAUCAAGCUGCGGCUACAGUCGGAGGUCCGUAUGAGAGCAGGAAGAGCAGUGGCUCUAACUGCUGCACAUCCCUAGCAGGGGAAGAUGGGGAUCUCACAGCAAGCUGGACACUGCAAGAAGCCUGCGUCACCCAUGAACACGAGAGCUGCCUUGGAAGUGGUCAGGAACAUCGCAUGGACUAUUGUUCUGCUCACCAGCACUGCAGUCACAGGAGCUUCAGGAAUUAACAGACUGUCAGCAUACCUGGGUGACAGCGCUGUGAUGACCUGCCCUAAUGUGACAGAUAUAACUAUGGUAACAUGGGAAAUAAGCCCUAAGAUUGGAGGCCAGUGCAGCUUAGCAUACUUGAACAGUAACAAGACAUUAAGAACCACUUGCAGCGACAGAAUAAACUGGAGAUCCAGACCGGACUGGGAUCAGACACUUGAGAUACAGCAAGUAGGAAUGGCUGAUGAGGGAAAUUACAGCUGUGAAGUGGUAAAUGCUGAUGGGGGUUUCCACCACCAGUAUCACCUGACUGUGCUAGUUUCCCCAAGAAUGGCUCUGUACUGCGAUGACCACGGGAACCCUGUGUGCGAGGCAGAGACAGUGAAGCCAGCUGCUGAGAUCUGGUGGGUCCCAGAGAGCGACUCCACACCCAGAGCAGACAGCCACGAUAACGGGACAGUGACUGUUGUCAGCAGGUUCACAGCACAUAGCACCAGUGGGAAGAAUCGUACCUGCAUUGUGUCUCAUGCAACUCUGAACGAGACCAAGUCCAUAGCCUGCUUCCCAUCACACAGACACCUCAUACCACAUACAGUCAUCUUUGUUGGUUUCCUGAUCAUCGUCACCUUUGUAGCUGUCAUUUACUAUUUAAAGCUUCAUGGUUAAAG
Molecule: messenger RNA, 2398 nt
Organism: Coturnix japonica (Japanese quail)
Lineage: Eukaryota; Metazoa; Chordata; Aves; Galliformes; Phasianidae
Source: RefSeq, a predicted model, not a curated record